Messenger RNA from Brugia malayi, 123 nucleotides. NCBI's taxonomy places the organism in Eukaryota, Metazoa, Nematoda, Chromadorea, Rhabditida, Onchocercidae. The record is from the annotation of a RefSeq genome assembly.
GAAUUUUUAUUUCUUGGAGGGGUGGAUAGAACUGAGAUGAAUGUUAACCUGUAUCAUUAUCAAGGCAAGUGAAUUACGACUGACCUUGGUAUCGGUUUUGCAGAUGAAAUUAUGCCAGUUAUU